Choloepus didactylus (southern two-toed sloth) is the source of this 1266-nucleotide messenger RNA. It is a transcript of the gene RLN3, whose product is annotated as relaxin 3. The coding region runs from base 463 to 966 and encodes 167 amino acids. The record is from RefSeq and is a predicted model, not a curated record. Lineage: Eukaryota; Metazoa; Chordata; Mammalia; Pilosa; Megalonychidae. Gene Ontology annotation, cellular component: extracellular region. Gene Ontology annotation, molecular function: hormone activity. The transcript has 2 exons.
AGAAAUCUGCAUUUUAACAAGCACCCCCCCCCCCAAGGAGAUUAUGGUUUUCACACUUGAGAACCAAUAUUGUAUUUGUUGGAAAGACUAAAUCCGUUCCAUGUAAAUAGGAAGUCCUUAGAGCAGUGCCUGGCUCUGUAGCCCCUCCUGGGUAAGCAUCUGCUAUAAUUGUAAUUGUUUCUGUGCUAGGAAAAAUCAGGCAGCUCGGUCUCUUUUUUUGGGGGGUGGGGGGUGUCUGGCUGCUCCCCCUCGCCCCACCUGGCGGGGUUCUGGGUUUUUGCUUGCCUGUCUGCAUCAGAGAUGCCAGGGAGCCAGGCCACGUCCUGGCAAAAGGUUAUCUCUUAGUCCGGGGCGCGGGAAAGGUUGGGGUGGGGGGGCCGUGCCCGGCUCCCCUCUGCUGGGGGAGAUAGUGGAGGUCACACGGCUCCGUGAGACGGGGAAUGGGAGGGCUAGGAGGUAUAAAUGGGGGGCUGCGGAGGCAGCAGAUGUACCCAGCCUAGGAAGCUGCUUGGCUGUGCCCUUCGUGGGUUUGGGCUGGCUCUGUCUGGCAUGGCCAAGCUCCCGCUGCUGCUGCUGCUCCCCUUGUUGGCACUGGCUGGGGGGCCGUGGCCAAGGGCCCAGGCCCAGGCUGCACCCUACGCAGUCAAGCUCUGCGGCCGCGAGUUCAUCCGAGCCGUCAUCUUCACCUGUGGGGGCUCGCGGUGGAGACGGUCGGACGUCCUGGCCCACGAAGCUAUGGGGGACACCUUCCCGGACCCCGGCAGCCUGGCGAGCGACCUAGAGGAGACAGUGGCCUCCAGCGAGUGGCUUUCCCUGACCAAGCCCCCCCAGGCUUUCUACGGGGGGCAGCCCGGCUGGCAGGGCACCCGGGGGGCUCUGCGGGGUGGCCGCGACGUCCUGGCUGGCCUCUCCAGCAACUGCUGCAAGUGGGGGUGCAGCAAGAGUGAAAUCAGCAGCCUCUGCUAGUCCUGGGGAAGCUGGGCAGGUGGGGAGACCUGCACCUGUCCCGGCCUUGCCGUCCACCUGUCCGGAGGACACCUGGGCACUUAUCUCUUGGCCCGCAAACAUCCAUCCCUGCUUGGUCUACACGGACGCCGAAGUCACCCAAACCGGCUCCAUUCUACCCCAGUUCCACUAAGACCCUACCCAGCCUGGCCCUGGCACCCUCCCGCUCUUUUCUGCUUUCCAGCCCUUCCGUCCCCCUCCAAUUCCCCCUGCCCCAGCUCCAAGGCUGCGAAAGCCCGGGGAUCUCUGAACAAUCUGUCG